Prunus avium (sweet cherry) is the source of this 755-nucleotide messenger RNA. The record is from RefSeq and is a predicted model, not a curated record. NCBI's taxonomy places the organism in Eukaryota, Viridiplantae, Streptophyta, Magnoliopsida, Rosales, Rosaceae.
GUAACACUGGUAGAUGAGUUCAGAAAAUAUGAUCAUUAUUGUCUCUCUGUACAGGAAGAUAGUGAGAAGACGGGCAAAGCAACAUCUGCAGGGAUGUAUUUUCUGCAUUUUCAAGUAUAUAGAAUGGAUUCAACUUUGAAUGCGUUGGCAAUGGCAAAGGACCCUGAAGCUGCUUUUUUCAAGAGGUUGGAAGGUCUUCAACCUUGUGAGGUCUCAGAACUAAAAGCUGGCACUCAUAUAUUCGCUGUUUAUGGAGAUAAUUUUUUUAAGACUGCUACCUAUACAAUCGAGGCACUUUGUGUAAAGUCAUACGAGGAUACGACGCAGAAGCUUAAAGAGAUUGAGGGUCAGAUUUUAAGAAAGAGAAAUGAGCUUCGCCAAUUUGAAACAGAGUACAGGAAGGCAUUGGCGCGCUUUCAAGAAGUGACCAACAGAUACACCCAGGAAAAGCAAUCUGUGGAUGAGCUGCUGAAACAGAGAGACAGUAUCCAUUCUUCUUUCACUAUCACCAAGACAAUCAAUAAUAGUGUGGGUGGUAGCGGUUUGAGUAAUGGUAGCAGUAGCAAAAAUCCUGGCGAAGAUUCAAAUGCAGAGAGCCCAGGGGAAGAUGGAGGCUCUGACGGGAAGGACAAGUCAGGCAAAAAGAAAUGGUUCAAUCUUAACCUCAAAGGAUCAGAUAAAAAACUUGGCUGAAAAGAUGUCUUUAUUUAUUUUUAUUAUUUGCGAGGUUUCAAUAUCCAUCCACGCCUUUUGCU